Marchantia polymorpha subsp. ruderalis is the source of this 1680-nucleotide messenger RNA. Lineage: Eukaryota; Viridiplantae; Streptophyta; Marchantiopsida; Marchantiales; Marchantiaceae. The record is from the annotation of a GenBank genome assembly.
CCUUAGCAUAUCAGUCGUCUCCUCCGUGUGCGCUGUGGAGCGAGAGGAAUCAGAAUCUGAGAGUCAGAGUCAGCGCUGUAGAGAGCAGUGCCUACCUGCUCUACUGCUCGGAAAUCAUCCUCCAUGGCAACUUGAAGGUGCAUCCAUUCGUGUGCGUAGCCCGGGAGGAGGGGAACGGCAGCCACCUCUGGCCAACUCUCGGAGCUCUCGGAAAGAAAAUUGAGUAGCAGUGUGGGAGAUUUAUCAUCCAUCCAUGGCAUCCUUCUGUUCUGAGAAGACGAUCAUGUCGAAAAUUGUGUUCCUUCUCGUAGCCUGUCUCAGUAUAUCAUCCGCUGCGUCCCAGUCAGUUCCGCCUCCCAAGCUCAGUACAUUCGCCAGUCAGUACACGGUUUCCUGGAGCACAGAUCACGUGCUAGUGGCUGCGGAUGGCAGUGUUCAACUUACGAUGGAUCAAGUGUCUGGUUCCGGAUACGCCUCCAAAGAUAUGUACACUUUCGGAUAUGUCAGUACUCAAAUCAAGCUCGUAGGCGGGAAUUCUGCCGGAACUGUAACAGCAUAUUACCUUUCGUCUGACAUGAGCUCACCCUAUCAUGACGAAUUGGACUUCGAAUUCCUCGGGAACACCACGGGCCAACCUUACAUUCUUCAAACCAAUGUGUUCGCUAACGGGGUGGGAGCUCGUGAACAACGCCUGUAUCUCUGGUUCGACCCGACCGCAGAUUUCCAUACUUACUCGGUGCUGUGGAACAAAGAGAUUAUCAUAUUUGCCGUGGACCAGAGGCCUAUCCGGAUAUUCAAGAACAACGUGAAUCUUGGCGUGGACUAUCCUAAUUUCAAGCCGAUGGGCAUCUACUCGAGCCUUUGGAAUGGAGAAGAGUGGGCUACCAGGGGUGGACUCGACAAAAUUGACUGGACUGGCGCUCCGUUUGUUGCAUCGUACAAAGCUUUCAACAUAGAAGCAUGCGAAAAUACCAACGGCGCAGGGAACUGUGCCAACGCCGUCGCCUGGUGGUCAGGAGCUGCAUACCAAAGUUUGGAUGCAACAUCUCUCAAUGAGCUAAAUUACGUGAAGAGAACGUACAUGAUUUACGAUUACUGCACAGACACUGAAAGAUACCCUCAGGCUCCUCCUGAGUGUGCAACAAACUAGAACCAAUGUGGAUACCACCUGCGUAGCUAUUUUCAUAAGUCAGGAUCUUCACUCUGUCAAGGUUGCUGUACUAGAAGGUUGGUCACACCAGUGCAGCUAAACAGAUGAAUCGACUGAUCCGGUCUCACGAGGUUGGAUGUGGAUUGUCAAACGAUUGCAAUGUAUAUAAUUACAGUGGACAAGAGUCAGUAAGUCCUCAUCAUUUCCUUACCUUGCCAAUCAUCUCAAAAGCUUCUGUUAUGAACCGCACAUCAUGAAGUGGUGCUCAAGAACCGACCCUGAGAGAAAGCUGGUUGUGAUCAAAGCACACAGCUUGUCAUUCCGCGAUUUCACCUUGAUUGCUUCUAAUCCGAGAGGUGGAAGAUGUUGGAAUGUCGCGAUGCAAGCAUUCUUGUACUUUGCAUACAUACCUGCUAAGAUUCAGGAUAUGCUUCGCUGCUUGGUUUCCUUAACCAUUCUGUAGAAGCUAUUCAAUGGGAUCACUGACUCGCGUUUUGCAAUUGAACGGUUAGAUGGCGAAAUAACACCAG